Melanotaenia boesemani (Boeseman's rainbowfish) is the source of this 1373-nucleotide messenger RNA. RefSeq lists its product as uncharacterized. The transcript has 6 exons. Lineage: Eukaryota; Metazoa; Chordata; Actinopteri; Atheriniformes; Melanotaeniidae. The coding region runs from base 57 to 1085 and encodes 342 amino acids. The record is from RefSeq and is a predicted model, not a curated record. Gene Ontology annotation, biological process: response to bacterium.
ACCUACUAUCUGAGUGGGAAGACAUCAGUUGUGCAACAGAGGGGUAAUGUACCACAAUGAUCGGAGGACGAGCUUCUUUCAUUCUUCUAAGUACAUUGGCUGUGAUUCAAACCCUUGACGUUCCUCCUAAGAUCUCUUUGACUGAGGUUGAUCUUGGUGAUAGCGUGACUCUGACAUGUAAACCCUCUAAACAUUACUCUGGGUUGUUUUACUGGUUUAGGAUGAAAUUUGGAUAUAUGUUUGAAACAGCUGCUAUGGGGACUUUUCAAACAGCAUCACUUCAAGGACAAUUUAACACCUCAAAAUUCAAAGUGGAUAAGGACCAUUCUCUCACCAUAAGAAAUGUGAGCAAAGAAGAUGAAGCAAUGUACUUCUGUCAGGCAGGAGCAGCAUAUCAGAUGUCAUUUGUUAAUGGCACACAUUUAGCCGUAAAUGAUCCUCAAAAUAAGCAGAAAACUGUGGAACAGAGUUCAGAUGUGGAGUUAGUCUCGCUGGGCAACAAGAUAAACCUGCAAUGUUCAUUUCUCUUGGAGAACAAAGAGAGUCCACGUCAGUGUCCAGAUGAAGACAGAGUCUUCUGGUACAGAGCUGGAUCAGAAUCUGAUCCAGGCUUCAUUUAUGCUGACAAGUCCAGCUGUGACAAACAAUCAGGAAGAAGAUGUGUUUCACGUCUGUCCAAAAUUAUUCAGAACCCCUCAGAUGUUGGAAAUUACUACUGUGCCGUGGCCACGUGUGGAGAGAUCCUGUUUGGAGAAGGAACUAAAGUGGAGAUAAGACAAGAAUACUUGUUUGUCACUGUGCUUGGGGUCCUGUUGGCUUGCAGUGUACUUGUGAAUGUCAUUCUGAUUAUCACCAGAAUAAUCCAAAAGCCAGCUUGUGAACUUUGCAAAGAUAAACGAACAGCUUCCGGUUAUGCUGAACAGAAUGGACCAUCUUCUGAUCAACCAAGCAACAUGGGUGGCGAAGAAGCUGGAAUAAACUAUGUUGCGCUGGAUUUUCCAUCACGAAAAGCUAAAAGAUUGAAGAAAAACAACAGGGAGUUAUCUGGGAACUGUACUUAUUCAGACAUGAGAGACUAUCAGUAAAAGAGGGAGAUGUUGUGCAGGUGCAGGAUCCUCUUUAAUGGUAGCAUCUUAGAUGUAAAAUAUGACCACAGAUGUGAUUCCCACAGGUAAAUUACAUAUUUAUUUUAAGAGCAGAUAAUAUGUUUAAUGCAAAGUUAGCUUUGAUGAGACAGUUGGGCAUAAAGAGCCCCUGAAUAUUCUGAAGUUUUAUAAAAUUUGAUUUUCUACUGUUAUCUCUGUGUUUUUAUUAUCAUUUUCUAUAUAACUCAAUAAAUAAAUAAAUAAAUCUUGCAUUAAAUUAUUCUCCUA